UAUCAGUAUCGCUGUGGGAGUCAUAGCCGUCUCAAGUGCUGGCGCAAGUGCGAAGGAGAGAACUUGUUCGAAAGGACCUUUCUUCGAAGUCUUCAGCGGAGGAUCCGCGGCGAGGGACGCCUCCACCAGGGAAGUGCUGUUCACGGGGAAGGACGGAAGGAGCGCUACGUUCCCCUGCGCCCUUUCUCCAAGGAAGUCAAAACCCCGAGGGCGCUCGACUGCAGGGCUCCCAACGCGAGCGAGUGUCGAGUUCCGACGAAGGGCAAACAACCCCGACAAGAAAGGGGCGGCUGAAGAGGACGAGUUCAAUGGAAACUCCGUUGUAACCCAUCCUGAAUAAGCUGCUCGCGACUGCUUUCUGCCAGUUACGAAAUCACAAGGUUUCCAUUUUCGUCUUUAAUUACAAGCACUGAAAGCCGCCAUGGUGUCUACUAAAAAACGCUUCUCUGUAUUUGGUCUCUUCAAGUGGAGUAUCAGCGCCAUCUUAGUUAUUUAUGCCUUUCUCCCCGUCGCCGCAUCACAAGACUGCUACGAGUACUUCCAAGUCGACGGUCAGACCUCCGAAGGCUUCGGCGAAAAUGUCUUCGUGACGAAAUCCGACAUACCCGAGACCCUGGGCGUAGGAGAUCUGCUGUACACGCUCACCUGGCAGAGUGGCGGCUCCCCUGGCACGCCUGACACUUCGACGUUCAUGGAGUACUUCGAAUUCGAUGCCAGUGAGACGGAUACGUGGAAAGUGAAGGUCAAGAAGUCGCUGGAAGGGCUGCCAGACUUCCCCGACAGCACGACCGAGAUGAUUACGAACAUCCAGUUCUCCGGAUACGCCCAGUCGUGCACCGUCCAGAUCAAACACAGCCUGAGGGACGAGAACACUGCUCCGCCGCAGUUCGACGCCUCCUCCUACGUUGUCAGCAUCAGGGAGGACUACCCGAUCGAAUUCGACAUCGCCGGUCUGCAGAUAAAAGUGAGCGACUUCGACAAAGAUUCUCCGAACAACCAGUUUACCGUGGAGGUCGAGGGCAGCCCGUGUCCUCUGAAGGCCUCGCAAGGAACAUACACUAGCGUAGAUGGAGCUCAGUCCCCCGUCGCGCUGUGGCUGACCAGUGAGUUGGAUUACGAGAAACAACAGCAGCUCACGUGUACACUCAAAGCUCAGGACUUGGGCACGCCAGCUUUUACAGCCACUGCUGAUCUUACGGUCAACGUGGAGAAUCGCCAAGACGAACCUCCAUUAUUUGGUUACAAGUUCUACUAUUCCACCCUUGAGAGCUCUACAGCCGGGGAGGUCCUCGUCGUCAAACCAGAGGCGAUUCAAGCAGAAAAUGUCGAAGGCACUGGCGUUACUUACUCCAUGGAGAACGCGCGCAGUGACGUGAACGGCUUGGAGUACUUCACCAUCGACAGCGGCAGCGGGACGGUCAGUGUAACGAAGGAUAUCGACAACAGCUUCCUAGAACAUGAGAGAGUCAGUUUCAUCCUGAAGGCUGAAGCCACGACCGGCGGCGGCGGCGCAGAUUUUUCUGCGCUUGAAGUGACCUUGCCGCCCGUACCGACCACCACCCCGCCGCCCACCACCACACCCACCACGACCACACCACCGCCCACCACUACACCCACCGUGGCGACGUGUCCCGUCUGCACGUGCCCAACCCUCGAGUCCACCUCGCCCUGGCCAGCCACCUCGCCGGCCACGUGUCCGCCCUGUGAACCCAGCACCACCGAGGCGGUGACGUGUACGCCGUGCCCCACCAGCACCCCUUGCCCGACCUUGCCCACGGGUGAGUCGACCGCCGCUGCCACGGAGUGCCCUACCUGUGCCCCGUCCACACUCUCUAGCUGGCUGUCCACCCUUGCCAGCACCGCCUCAUGCCCACCCUGCCCUACCACCGCCGCGACAGGUACUACUACCACCCCUCAUGAUACCGAGACCUACACAUCAGAUGCUACCUCGUGCCCACCUUGUCCCACCACAGCCAUGCCAGGCACAACCAUCACUCCUACAACUUGCCCAACAACAUGCCCCGAAUGCCCUACCACUUGCCCUUCAACGGAAGGACCUACACCAUGCCCCGAGUGCCCCACGACCUGCCCCUCCACAGAGACCCCUACACCAUGCCCCGAGUGCCCCACGACCUGCCCUUCCACAGAAAUCCCUACACCAUGCCCCGAAUGCCCCACGACCUGCCCCUCCACAGAGACCCCUGCAACAUGCCCCGAGUGCCCCACGACUUGCCCUUCCACAGAAACCCCUGCAACGUGCCCCGACUGCCCAACGAGCUGUCCUGAGUGCCCGAUAUCUUGCCCAUCGACAGAGACCCCCACCACUUGCCCAUCUGUCACUUGCCCCUCGACCGACCAACCUCCAGGGCCCACGCUGACCUUCAAGAAAGCCUCGUAUGCAGGAGAAAUUUUCGCUACGACCUCUCGCGUCUGGACGGUCGGGGUCGUUGAAGAAAACGCUGACGUGACAUUUUCCUGGGAGGGAGGCGAUGACAAGAACUUCGCCAUCGACCCCACGAGCGGCGAGAUCAGCUCCAAGAAGAGCGAACUCGAGGUCAAGAAGUACGAGCUGACCGCCGUGGCCACAGCAGGGGAACUCAGCGACACGGCGCAGGUCAUCAUCAAAGUCAUUGAACCUCUAGACGCGGAAGUGAUGAUCAAGAACAACCUGCUCCGGGUGGAGGCGGAGGAGGGCGCCGAGGAGCAGGAGCUCGCGGAAGUCGAAACCGUGGGCGACGUCGCCAAGAUCUGCGUCACCGACGUGACGGUGCCGGCUGCGGAGGAUUUCUUCUCGGUCGAGCUGGUAAACGGCGCUUGGAAGCUGAAGGCAAAAGCCACGCUGGACUACGAGGAAACCAAGGAGAUCUCCUUCAAGCUCAAGGCCCAGAAGGAUGGCGACGGCGACUGCUCCUCCAGUGGCUUCGGCGACCAGCUCCUCAGAGACGAAGCGCUAGUCGUGGUCACUGUGACGGACGUGAACGACGAGGAGCCGAAGUUCGUGGUUCCGGCGACGCCCCAGGCGGUCGUCGCCUACCCCACGGACCCCGCCCUCCAGAAGGUGGUGGGCCCAGUCAUCACUCUGCAGGCGGAAGACGAAGACUCGUCGCCGACGUACAGCCUGGAGAGCGCCGUGGACGGGCUCUGGGUGGACGAGGUCACGGGCGCCGUUUACCUGCAGGAGGAGAACGACUGCGGCCAGGCGUGCGAGGUCACCGCCCGGGCCUCCGACGGGAAGCACAGCGUCACUGCCGAGAUCAAGCUCUUGAGUCUGGACAUGGACCACAUCUACUCCCUGACCCUGGACAACGUGAACGUCCCCGAUGUGGACAGCGAACUCGACAGUAUCUCAGCGAAGGCGGGAGUCAAGAUCUCCAAGGUUUAUGUCACCCCGAAAAUCGCGGAGACCAGAACGCCUAACCGCGCCCAACGCCCGCCGCCCGCCGCACGAACACUCGGCUCCUCUCGCUGGAAUGGGUGGGAGGCUCGGGUUGAGUCCUGGCAGCUGGUGGUUCACGUGUAUGCCGUUGAGGGAGAGCAGCUGAUGGCCCUCGACCAGCUGAAUCAGAAACUGACCGAAGGAAACACCAACCAGGAGGCGAGCUCCUUCGAAGAGAGGGACGCCUUCGACCCGCCGCAGCCCGAGGGUCCGAACACCGUUGGGUACCAAGUGGCCGUCGGGAUCCUGGGGGCGCUGCUGGGCCUCAUUCUCAUUGCUGCGGGAUUCCUCGCCUACAGGCGGCAGCGAGGCAGGUCCGGGCGGCGGCGCCAGGAACCCAAGACCAUCAGCACGGUGGGCGGAGCCUACCCCAACCUCUCCUUCAGCGACGAGGAGGAUAGGACGGACAGCGCCUCCCAGGAGCGGAAGAACGGUUCCCUGGGCGGCGUGGGCGGAGGAGGAGGCUACAAGAUCGACGAGAGACGCGACUCCCCGCCCCUCUUCGUAAGCUCACUCUCGGCCUCCAAGUCGGAGCCGCCCGCGAGCAAACCCGGCGAGCAGCAGCGCGGUCUACGGCGCAUGGACCCCGGCAAGCCAGAGUACUACGGCAUGUCCUCCCCGGCGCCCCCGCCCUCCUACUCCUCCAACAAGACAGCCUCCUCCUCCUCCUCGGCGUACCCCAACCUCUCCUCCUCCGCCGCGGGCCCCUCCUCCUCCACCUCCUCCGCGGCCAAACCCAGCUCCUCGUCCUCCUCCAUGUACCCCUCGCUCCCGACGCCCUCCUACCAGAGCCAGAAGCCGGCCAAGAAGGAGCCCCCGCCCCUUGGUUCCGCUCCGGCCAAGUCGAUCCUGCGAGGAACCUCCCCCGACGCCGGCCAGGAGGUGCCGCUCGCGCUGUUCUCCAGUGGCAUGGAACCCAGCAUGCCAGAGAAGGACUACGACGAAGACGUCAAGACCUCCGCCUUCAGUGGCCUGAAGAAGUCGCCGCCCCCUCGGAGGGCGUCCACGCACGCGCUGGCCGAGGACGACGACGGCGCCAGGAAGCAGGAGGACUCCGACCAGGGCGACGACGACGAGCGGAGGAAGUCCGUGGCGUUCAAGAUCAUGGUCGACACGAAGGAGAUCCAGCCGGAGAACGAAGGCCCUGCCCAGAAGAAGGCGGCGGCGAAGAGCGACGCCAUGGACAUCCUUGCGGCCAACGCCAAGAAGAUGGCUGAAGAAGGCGCCGACGAAGACAGCGAUGAGGACGUGGACGAAAAAUUCUAAAGAAAUGUGAUGGUUGGUUAAUGACUGUAAGAGUGGGUUCGAUGCGAAAGAUGGCGUGGCGGUCUUGAGAAGAAAAUUUCAGCUCUUCGGGGCAAAGAUGGCCAUGGCAGCUAAUGGUGGGGUAAGGGGGAGGGGGGGAGGGCAUGGACAAUAAGAUACUCGUGGAGGAAGCAAGCAUAUCAUGAUGACGCAGGCGUUGUCGUUGCACCAGCAGGAAGAUUAUGGCUUGAUUAUGAUGAAGACAAGAAAGGCGUCGAGGCUGAAGGUAGAAGGACAAAAGGACACAGGAGAUGACAGACAUGACAGACAGCGGACGCCACGCCUCCAGCAGGAAGAGUGCAAGAGCGGGUGGGGCCUGGGGAGCACGUCUGGCCUCGAAGGGACAAGGUCAAUUGAUCACCUUUAUAU
Messenger RNA from Penaeus monodon (black tiger shrimp), 5110 nucleotides. Its product is annotated as cadherin-related tumor suppressor-like. Gene Ontology annotation, biological process: homophilic cell-cell adhesion. NCBI's taxonomy places the organism in Eukaryota, Metazoa, Arthropoda, Malacostraca, Decapoda, Penaeidae. Bases 422 to 4702 code for a protein of 1426 amino acids. The transcript is spliced from 22 exons. Gene Ontology annotation, cellular component: membrane. Gene Ontology annotation, molecular function: calcium ion binding. The record is from RefSeq and is a predicted model, not a curated record.